AUGGACGAGCUUUUUGGUGGGAUCGACGGUAGAUGCAGGGUUUCUAUAACAGAUUCAACCAUGAUGUGGAUUGUGCACCAAGCAAUGGAUAAAGCACACGAGAAAGUAAAAUCCAAAGAAGGGGUUGUGGAGCGCUUGAAUGAGAUAUCAAAGUUCUACGAGUUGGCUGUAAUGCAGCUAGAAGGGUGUCUCAAGUUUGUGCAAGAGGAGACAGAUAGCUGCAUUCUUGAGAGCAAUCAUGAGGAAGUGCUCGCAGAUUUGAAAGAAUUCAGAGACCGCCUUCAUGGGCGUCUUAGGGAAUCCGAGCUGGCUAUAUCAGACAAAGACAGAGAGUUGACAGAGAGAGUAAAGAAUGAAAUGAAGCUUAGGCAAGCUUUGGAGCUGAAAGAAAGAGAGGUGGUUUCCUUGCGUGCUGAUCUUGAGAUUGAAAGGAAAAAGAGUGAGGGAAUUGAGGAGUUUGUUGAAGACAGAGAUAUUGGUGAGUUUUGUGAGCUGAAGAACUCAGUGGAUCAACAGGUGUGGAAUAUCAAACAAAAACUUGAGCCUGAUAGUUAUCAACUUAUAGAUGAGGAAAGAAGCAGAGGCAUUGACAACAAAAGGAUUGAACAGAUGGGAUUGGAUAUAGACAUGUUGAAGGAAACUUUAGAUAUUGCUUUUGAAAAGAUGCAGAGGGCUAUUUUUUCGUCUGAGAUGGGGCCCUUAGAGCAACAAUGGAGAUGGUCUGUAGAGAAAGAUACCAUAUCUAUAUUUAUUAAAGGCUUAAUGAGUAGUAUCCAAGAUACCAUCAUGAUUGAUAAGGUUUCAGUUUCUUAUGCAGUAAAAGAUCAAGAGGAAGAACUGAAACAAGAAAAAGAAGAUGCAAAUUUGCAAACCAUGAUAAUAGAGGAGGCCUAUGUUACCCUUCUCAAAGGUUUUAUGAAAGAAUUUUUCAUUGAAUUAUGUGAUUAUGAUUUGGAGUGCCUGAUAAGUGAGGGUAUAUAUAAAGGGUUUUUCAGGGAAACGAUUAUACAGUGGAAUGAGAACUUUGAAAGCAGCAAAAUUGAAGCCCAGAUCAGAGAAGAGAUAUAUUCCUUUGUCUUUGGUGAGAGCAUCAAAAGUAUUGUUGACACUGCAAGUACUUCUGCAUCAAGUCAAAGUCAAGAGUUCAAACUUCCAGAUGAUUUUCUCCAUGACUUCCCAAAUAGUAUGGAGUUUUUCCAAGUUGCAGAAGGUCUAGGAAGGGAGGAUGCUUGUAUGCUUUUACUUAGGGAGAUGGUGAAGCAAUUGAAGAUGGACAUAGAUGCUCAUAAUAUGGAGAAUCUGAUCAGGGAAGAUAUAUAUCAGUAUGUCAUUGUUGAGGCAGCCAAAGAUGCCUUUAUCUUACUUAGAGAAGCUGAGCCUGGAAUCCAAGACUAUAUCACGGGAGACAAGUCAUAUAAUGGUGAUCAAUCAAAGGAACAAACAGAAAACCUUAACCGUGUGGGCUUGAAGAGUGAAGAGAUGGAAGAGCAGGAGAUUCUUGAAGAGCAGAAUAUUGAUGAGGAACAUGCUUUCAGCUCAGUAAGUAACAAGCUAGAGAAGGCCUUGCACCAGCUGGUGAGGAGUAAGGUAAUAUUAGGGGAGUUUGGGGGUAGUUUAGGCAUCACAGUUGGUGAUUUAGAAAAGGUUCAUGCACAUGCUGGAGGCCAUGAAGAGGGGGAAUUAGAUGAAUCUGAUUCUGUCUUCUCACCUCUCCCAGUAUUACUGCAAGUGCUUGUGAAUUUUGAGCGUGUAGUACACCAAAAAUUAGGAAUGAACAUUUUGAGGUUGGAAGAGGUGAAGUACAAUUUAGAUCCCCUUGUUGAGCUUGUUGCUUCGCUGAGAACUAAGGAAUUGCUUUACAGGAAGGCAUUUGUUAGGAGAUGCCACAAUCUGCACAAGUCUGAACUUGAGGUAGAUUUGCUAGGUGAUCAAGUGGAUGUGCUUCUGGGCCUACUUGAGAAGAUAUACACAACUCUGCAUCACCAUUCACCAGCUUUGCAGCAGUACUUUGAGGUCUCAGACAUUUUGAAUCUGAUUAAGAAAGAACUAACAGGAGGAGGUGUUCAUAGACCCAAUUAUGAGAUACGAACUUUGCGCCCAACUUGUCCCGUCACCGAGUCCGAAUGCUCCGCCAAAUACUACUUCUCCUCCGCCACUUCCACCACUACCACCACCCAGUCAAUCGCCACCAGGGGCUCUGCCGCCAGGGAGUACUCCCCCGCCUCCACCACCAUCCAAUCAUCAAGAGGCUCCGCCACCAUUAUCCCAAGCAAGAUUUUCUUCUCGGGGACGGAGUGCCGGACAGAAGGCGGGAAUAGCGAUUGGAGUGUUGCUUGGGGUAGGAGCCUUGGUGUUGGGAGUGCUGGUGUACAAGAAACGGCGCUCUAA
Molecule: messenger RNA, 2388 nt
Organism: Corylus avellana
Lineage: Eukaryota; Viridiplantae; Streptophyta; Magnoliopsida; Fagales; Betulaceae
Product: WPP domain associated protein
Source: RefSeq, a predicted model, not a curated record